Penicillium malachiteum is the source of this 1224-nucleotide messenger RNA. Its product is annotated as MFS transporter. Lineage: Eukaryota; Fungi; Ascomycota; Eurotiomycetes; Eurotiales; Aspergillaceae. Bases 1 to 1224 code for a protein of 407 amino acids. The record is from RefSeq and is a predicted model, not a curated record. Gene Ontology annotation, molecular function: transmembrane transporter activity. The transcript is spliced from 4 exons. Gene Ontology annotation, biological process: transmembrane transport.
AUGAUUUCCAUUGUCUCUGUUAGCACAUUGAUGACUGCUUUGGGCUCAACCAUACCCACGCCAGGAGUUCCACAGUUGAUGAAGGAAUUUCACUCAGAUAAUGAUCUCCUGGAGAGAUUCGUCAUUUCCGUCUAUGCGCUAGGCUUUGCCUUCGGUCCCCUAGUCAUUGCGCCAUUAUCGGAGACCUACGGCCGACUUCCCGUUUGCCUCACCUGCAAUCUGAACUUCUUGAUAUGGUGCAUUGCUUGCGCUAUCGCUCCAAACAUGGCAGCCCUCGUUAUAUUUCGUUUCCUUGCUGGCGCUUUCGGAGCCGCACCGUUCACACUUGGCGGAGGCACAAUCGCAGAUAUCGUGGAUCCAGCACAAAGAGGGACGGCCAUGGGUAUAUGGAUGGGCGGACUGACGGUAGGACCCGUGAUUGGACCCACUUUCGGUGGCUUCAUAAGUGCCUACCUUGGUUGGAGAUGGACCUUUUGGAUCCUUUCCAUAAUUGCGGGAGUUAUAUGCGGUAUUAGUAUCAUAUUCAUGAGGGAGACUUUUGCCCGGGUCCUACUUGCACGAAAAGUGCAACAGCUUCGAAAAGAGAGCGGAAAUCCAGAUUUGAAGUCACGUCUAGACAAAGAGGAUUCCACUGCAAUUCUGUUGCGCUUGUCAUUCAUUCGACCGGCAAAAAUGUUCUUCAAAUCAGUCAUGCGUGUGUCUACUCUGCAUCUAUGUUGCUAUUGUUUACACUAUGAUGUUCAUGGUCAGUACGGGAUUCCCACCUCCACAUCAGGACUGGUCUACUUGGGUUGGGGCAUUGGCUCUAUCAUAGGUCAAGCUACAUACACCACUGUGUCGAACCGCUUUGUAGCACGAAGCAUCGCCAAGGGUACUUUUAAGCCUGAAGAUAGACUACCACUCAUAGUUCCUGGUGGCAUCUUGUUGCCAAUAGGCCUCAUUUGGUACGGAUGGUCAGCUCAAGCUGAGGUUCAUUGGAUUGUUCCGAUAAUUGGGACCGCUGUCGCGGCUAUUGGGCUAACGAUAGUAUUUGUGCCCGUUGCUCUUCGGUCUCUGUGUGCCGCUGUCAUCCCAUUACGUGGCCAGACCUUGUAUGAUAAAUUGGGAAUAGGUUGGGGAAAUACACUCUUGGCACUUGUCGUGCUGGGAUGUAUACCUAUAACCCUGGUCUUUUAUUUCUAUGGUGAAAGGAUUCGUAAGAGAUAUCCUCUAGUCAAUCUAUGA